AUGCUCGCCGAGCCAUCCGCCCAGGAUGACGACCGGCUCUCGGUCACCGCCAUCGCCGAUGCCGAGCUCGACAGCACGGGAGCCGGCUCGCCGCCCUCGACGACGCUAGAGGAGCUCACACUAUCAGAGCACGGCUACGAACACGCCAGUCCAGCUGCUCACGCACAUGGCCAGGCACCAGACGCGCGUCCCACCGUGCCUGCAGAUGCACCCCACCCAGCCCGCGCCGCGGCGGCAUCUCGGAGCCAACUCGAUGCCGCACUUGGCGGCGUCCUGGUCAUCAGCGGUGGAAGCGGAUACAACGACCUCGUCGGCGCCACUCCGGGUGCUACCUAUGUCAUGCCCAUCUCGGACAACGGCGGCUCGUCGUCCGAGAUCAUCCGCGUGCUCGGCGGGCCCUCGAUCGGCGACAUCCGAUCGCGUCUCAAUCGGCUCAUCCCGACGCCAGCACGUCACGAUUCGGCCGCUGCGCCAUCGAACGACGCGAUCCACAAGCUCCUCGCGUACCGCCUUCCGUCGCACGGCUCGUCGCGCGAGAUCAAGCAGGAGUGGAUGGACAUCCUCGAGGGUCGCCACCGACUGUGGCGCGGCAUCGAGCCCGAGCGCAAGGAAGUCAUCCGCGGCUUUCUCGUACACUUUGAGAGCGAGGUGCUGCGCCGCGCUCAUCGCCACUUCAACUUCCGCGGCGGAUCGAUCGGCAACUUCUUCCUCGCCGCCGCGCAGAAGUUCUUCCGCUCCAUUCAGAGCGCCAUCUUUCUGUUUGCCGCCACCACCCAGAUCGACACGUCGUCGUUUGCGAGCAAGGUGCUGCCAGUCAUCAACACCAAUCACACGGCUACCAUCGCAGCCGAGCUGCAGGAUGGAGACAUCAUCGUCGGGCAGUGCGAGAUCUCGCAUCCGUCGCCCAAGGCCUCGGAUCGCGCUGCACCCCCGAUGGAGAAGAGCGGCUCGCUCGCAAGUCAGCCGCCGGGCACUCCGUCGUCGGCGGUGUUAGAUGCACGCGCGGCACAGACGCUGCUGGGCGAUGGCGGCCCUUUGACACCCGGAUUCGGUCCGCCGGCGCAUUACCACGUGGCGGGGCCGUUUGAGUCGAACUACACGUCGAUGAAUGGCAGUGUCGAUAUGCUCCGAAUGGGCACGUCGGAGAGCGAGGCGAGGCCGUCGUCAGCGGCGCGGCAGUACGGCGCAUCGGCAACUCCGCUGCGGACUGGUGCCGGGCCGAGCCCGCUGUUUGCGCAGCUGGUGGACGAGCGUGCGGCGGCAUAUGCAGCGCAGGUGCGCAAAGGCCGCACGACGGUCGGCAACCUAAAGGACGGCCUGGACCCGGAAGACGACGACCAGGACUCGCAGGAUGGCAACGAUCCGACCGACUCGCCGCGCGACAGCAGUGCGGCCGAAGACGAUCCCACCGACGCGAGGCACUCGGUGCCCGAGCUUGGAUGGUCACACCAGCACGGUGCGGUGAAGAAGCUCGCCCGACCGGCGCCAAGGGAGAAGACGGGCAACAUCAUCUUUUCCAAGUCGGACGAUGCGUCGGAGCCGGCACUGGCGUCGCCCAUCCGUCGCAUUCUGUACGUCAAUGCGUAUCGAAACGAGAUCCAUCCUGCGCCGAAUCCGGCGUUUGUAGGCGCUUUGGGGCGGUGUCAGACGCUCAUCUACUCGUGCGGCUCGCUGUGGACGAGCAUCAUCCCGUGUUUGGCUCUGCGCAGCAUCGGCACUACCAUCGCCACCUCGACAACGCUGCGCUACAAGGUGCUGCUGCUCAAUACGAUACAUGACCGCGAAACUCGCGGGAUGGACGCAGUGGAUUUCGUAAGCGCCAUCUGCGAUUCGCUCAACCACUCGGACCAGCCAGAACGUGCCGACGCCCAAGCCUACACGCCCAACCAGUUCAUCACGCAUAUCGUCCACUUCCCCACUGCAAGCAUUGCUGUUGACACCCGCCGGCUAGGCGAGAUGGGCAUCACAUGCAUCCCUGCCGCCUCGACAACGUCCAAAAACGGCACACCCAUCUUUGACCAGGACGCGCUCAUCGCCGCUUUGCAUCACAUCACACGCCAGACUUAG
Molecule: messenger RNA, 2067 nt
Organism: Moesziomyces antarcticus
Lineage: Eukaryota; Fungi; Basidiomycota; Ustilaginomycetes; Ustilaginales; Ustilaginaceae
Exons: 1
Coding region: 1-2067 (688 amino acids)
Molecular function (GO): LPPG:FO 2-phospho-L-lactate transferase activity
Source: RefSeq, a predicted model, not a curated record